Exophiala bonariae is the source of this 993-nucleotide messenger RNA. RefSeq lists its product as uncharacterized. The transcript is spliced from 2 exons. Lineage: Eukaryota; Fungi; Ascomycota; Eurotiomycetes; Chaetothyriales; Herpotrichiellaceae. Gene Ontology annotation, biological process: base-excision repair, AP site formation. The record is from RefSeq and is a predicted model, not a curated record. Gene Ontology annotation, molecular function: pyrimidine-specific mismatch base pair DNA N-glycosylase activity; uracil DNA N-glycosylase activity. The coding region runs from base 1 to 993 and encodes 330 amino acids.
AUGGACAAGAGGGAGCCCACGCCCAAAGACUCUGGGCUUUCUAGUGACUCAGAAGAUCCAGCGAAGGCUACCCAAGAUGCUUUCCGAUCACGACUUAGGAAAUUUGAAUACCCUAUUCCUUUAGCAAUGGCAUCUCAACGCCGUUCGUCCCGCCUAGCGAUCGCUGGUGGUAGCCCUCUACGGGUCGAGCCUACUUCUACCCUUGACGGAAGUUCCAGUGGGAAAAGGCGGAGAACAACAAAAUCAGGCACAUUAUCAAGUUCAACUGACAUCCAAGCGAAGGAGGAAGAAGUGGAUGCCGAGCGGUUGUCUGAAAUCGCAACUACGAGGCCAAAGAAGAAACGCAGUACCACAAAAGAACGGUCCGCACAGGACCCACACAGCCCAGUCAAUAAUCUUGUGGAUAGUAUUCGGCCUGGCCUUGUACUCGUAAUGAUCGGACUGAACCCCGGACUGAUGACGGCAGCAACUGGCCAUGCAUAUGCCCAUCCUUCGAAUCGGUUUUGGCAUAUUCUUCACGCUAGCGGUGUUACGCCUAAGAAGCACAUUCCCUCAGAAACCAGAGACCUGAUGGAUUUGUAUCAGAUCGGCAAUACGAAUAUAUGUGCUCGGCCAACGCGCAGCGGUGAUGGUUUGACCAAGCAGGAGAUGGAGGAAGGCGCCGUCAUUCUUGACAGGAAGAUUGCAGACUUUCGACCUCAAGCCGUGGUGAUUGUGGGCAAGAGUAUCUGGGAGGCAAUCUGGAUGACGAAGAAAGGCCAGAAGAGGUUCAAAGACCCCGAUUUUCAUUGGGGUUGGCAAGACGAAGAAAUGCAGUUGGGCAGGAUUGUCGACGGCGAGGAUGUGGUAUGGCCUGGUGCCAAGACUUUUGUGGCGACAUCUACAAGUGGAUUGGCCGCUACGAUGAGGCCUGCAGAGAAACUCGAAGUGUGGAAACCAUUGGGGGAGUGGAUGAUGGCUCGGCGUCAAAAAGCAGAGUCGCAUGUUUCGUAA